Caenorhabditis elegans is the source of this 1137-nucleotide messenger RNA. It is a transcript of the gene srv-13, whose product is annotated as G-protein coupled receptors family 1 profile domain-containing protein. Gene Ontology annotation, molecular function: G protein-coupled receptor activity. Gene Ontology annotation, biological process: signal transduction; G protein-coupled receptor signaling pathway. The coding region runs from base 6 to 1004 and encodes 332 amino acids. The transcript is spliced from 6 exons. The record is from RefSeq and is marked reviewed. Gene Ontology annotation, cellular component: membrane. NCBI's taxonomy places the organism in Eukaryota, Metazoa, Nematoda, Chromadorea, Rhabditida, Rhabditidae.
GUAAAAUGGCUCUGCUACCUUCCCUGCUCAUCAGCUCCAUUGAGUUAUGUCAGUUUGCAAUAGUCACUGUUACAGUACCCUUUUACCUGUUCUUGUGGUAUUUUAUGAUAAAAGCUCAAUUCCGAAAGUUUGACGAAUUAGCGACACCUUUCUUCAAAUUAUGCAUAUCCACUGCAAUAAUUGAUUUGAGCACCCUUUUCGCUAAUUAUUUCGGAGUAAUGUUUCCGAAAUUUGGAUUUUUCAAUGAUUUUUACAUUUAUCUAGAUGCAAUCUAUGCUCAUAUUUAUUUGUAUAUUGCGUGGAGUACGGGAAUAUGUCAGGCAAUGUGUGUAUCCGUGUUAGCUACUAAUCGAUUAUCUGCAAUGUUAUUACCAGGAAGUUAUCACAAAAUGUGGAAAUCGAAACGGCUUUGGAUAGCAAUUUCUGUUCAAUUUUUGCCUGGAAUGUUGGUUGGAUUACUCACUUUUUUCAAUAAAACACAGCUUGCUAUCAACGAAAAAAAUGGUCUGGUUCCUGUAUUUUUAGACAAACAAAUGACAACUAUUUUCUUUUCCAUUGGUGGUUUCUUUUUAUUUGCGAAUUAUAUUUAUCUAAUCACUGCGUAUUGUUUCCUGUUUAUCAUUUUACAUAAAAGAAAUGCAAAAUUAAAUAGUUUAUCUAUUAAUGUUUCAAAAACAAAAGAAAACGAUCGAAAAAGAGAGCGACGUCUUUUCAUAAUGUGCUCAGUUAUUGUAUCAGUUCAAAUGACAAUUCUUAUUUUCUUUAUCUUGAAAGUUGCUAAAGUUUUUGAACUAACUCUCGAUGAAUUUUAUGUUUUAUAUAAUUUACUGAGUGAUCUAUUUGCUAGUAUCAAUCCAUAUCUUUUGUGGAUAUUCUCAGAUUCUUUGAGAAAAUAUGUACUCUAUCAAGUGGGACUUCGUAAACAUUUAUCAGUUAAUAACACUGCAAUGAUCACGAAGUCGGCAAUGGUAAAUCGAAGGCCAAGCGUCGCUGUUUACAAUUAGAGAUUUAGAAUAAAAAAUGUAUUUUAUUUAUUUGUUCACAAAAAAUGUUUCACACUUUUUGAGUUUAUAUAUACGUUUUAAUUAUUUUUGGGAGAAUAUUGUAAACAAAAAUUAUUCAUGGGAUUUAAACGUU